AUUCAAACUCUCGAGCAGAGAAGUACACAUUGUCUGGCUCAUCAACCUCAGAACGUGCCGCUGACUCUGUAGCAUGUCGUGUUUGCUCCCUCAGAAACUCAGCCCGCCGAGCGGGCUAGAUGUAAAAUUCGCACAGAAGUGGUCAAUCUCACCAGAGACAUGGUGGACCGCAACAACGCCAACUUUCUGGUGUGGCCGCUGUGCGUGGAAGUCCAGCGCUGCUCUGGCUGCUGUAGGAUUCAGAGAAUGCAGUGCGUUUCCAAUGCCAUAAACACCAGAAACCUGGAGGUCACCAAGAUCGCGUACAAAAACCAAAGACCCACUCAUUCUAAGGUUGUGGUGUCGAUAGUGGAUCACGUGGAGUGCAAAUGUCAAUCGAUGUACACCGCUCUGCUCAAGAAGAGAGACACUCACAGGCUGCACAGCCACCUGCAUCGAAAUCAGAUCCUCGGCCCGCUCCACUGUUGA
Molecule: messenger RNA, 468 nt
Organism: Poecilia reticulata (guppy)
Lineage: Eukaryota; Metazoa; Chordata; Actinopteri; Cyprinodontiformes; Poeciliidae
Source: RefSeq, a predicted model, not a curated record